CAGAUGUGCUUCUGAUGCGUACUAUGGAGUACAGUCAGAUUUUUGUUUGCUAAUUGUAGCAAAGUUGACGGGUUAAUUAUCUGCUUCCUGUAUGAUUCUAAGAAACAAUGUGUUUCAAGGUGUUUUUGUUUCUGAUUGGAGCUGUGUACAUCAACUGUCAGAUCAUUUCAGAAGAUGUCUACAUUGCUGAGCUGAUGGUGGAAAGUAAUGUCACACUGGAUGCCCUGACCGUCCUGGGGGCUCUGAAGAACAUAACUGACCUCAUAGUGACCGUUAAUGUUCAACUGCCCUAUAAUGCCACAUUCACCCUUCAACGCACUGAACUAAUAGCAGAGUGCCUGAUUAUUGGAGAUAAUACCCAAUGUAACUGCAGUACCGGGUACAUUUGGAGCAACCAAGUGUGCUACAAUUUUAACUGUUGUCGUGAAAGUCCUUGCAACCAAAAUGUGUCCAACAUCACACCACUUUGCAUUGCCAAAGUCCAAGUUCGCAUUAAUGGAUCAGUCAUCAGACCCACCCCAUUUACAAUAACUGACAUAACUACACAGCUUCAAAACGAAUUUGGAAGACUGAAUGGCUUUGAGUCCCUGAAUGUAACCAAUCAGAGCAACACGGUUGUUGGCUUUGAGGCAGCUGUCAGCGUCAAAUUUAACACUUCUACACUUCAAAGCAUUGUGACUGGCCUGGAAUCUAAGCUUCAAGCUGUACUUUGGGUCGACGUUGUAGGAAUGGUCACCAUAGAGUCCCCAAGUGCUACAGUGUUGUACGAGUCUGACCCAGUACUGAAAUGCACAUUUGAGGAGGCGUCAGGGAGUGCUGGCUGGAACAUGAGCACGCAGUAUCAGCGCUUUGAGCUCAACACAGGCAGUGUGGUGAAACUGGACUACACCUGUGUCACACAGGAAUACAAGUCUUGUGUUGCAGUUACACUCCAGAAGGUGACAGGCCUCUGGUCAGGCACGUACGAGUGUGGAUUCACCACUGGGUCAGUCAGGCAGACAGCCAAGGCACAACUAAAUGUGGCACUCCUGCCUGAUGUGAUCACCUUGACAAUCAAACCUCUUACUGCAGACUGUUCAGUAGUGCCGAACCCAAAGACUGUAGCUAUACAGGUCAAAGCCACCAUCGCAAACAGCACAGAGAGCUUUGUCGUUUGGUGGACUGACAGUGGUGGAAUGGAAUACAAUCUAAAUAACCAAACUAAUGGAGGUAACCUGGUCUAUAAUUUUAACGCUGAUGUCAGUUGCCAUUAUACUCCCCAAGCACAAUACAUAAAUGUCACUUUUCAGAACACAAUAGGACAAACAAGAAGUGCACAAGUGAAUAUCCCAGUAAUUUAUGUGGGUUCACAGUUUUGCAAGGACGAUAUAAUAGAUCAAGAGAUUUGGCCAAAAACCCCAGGAGGUGCCACAGUGAUUAAACGAGCAUGUGAAGUGGGCAGGGUUGGCUAUAAGUCGCGUACUUGUCAAGGCACUACCUGGAUACCGGUGACCUCCUACUGCGUCAGUGAAGAGCUGAACAAAGUUGUAGAUGCUGCAGACAACUUCGUGAAGGGACUAGGGGCUACCCAGGACGUGGCUAUGGUUAUAUUUGGAGGACUUAAGAACAGCUCUAUUGCUCUAUUGGGUUCUAAUUCCAGUAACUCUAUGGCCGACAUUAGAGCUUCCGUCGAUGUUCUUAAUGCGAUGUCCAUUGGAUCAAAAAAUGUUGCCUUGCAAGAUAAUCUCUUUCCUGAUUUUAUUAAGGCAGCAAGCAAUAUGUUGAACAAGACCUGGAGUGGAGUCAACAAUUCUGUUGUUCAGAACAUCUCAUCGACCUACCUUCAGUCUGUGGAGGAUCUGGUGAAGAAUAUCAAGGUCAACACGAGCAAUGGAGUGAAGAGUUCUAAUUUAGACCUCAAAUUCUGCUCUAGGAGUGACUGUAAUAUUUCUGUUUUUGACAUUAGCGUGAAUCUGAACAAGACCAACGGAAUAAUGAAAACUGUUGCUGUGAAAAAUCUAAUGGAUAAAUUAAGAAACACCUUCAAAACAUCAGAGCCAACAAGCCUCUUAAUAUCGGCCACAAUUGAGAACAACAACGAUUCGUCUUUAGGAAUUCGACUGCAGUUCCCCCAGAAGCCGCUGAAUCCCAAAACUAAACCUGUCUGUGUCUUCUGGGACACCAAAAACAGCGAGUGGUCAACUGUUGGAUGCACUGCCAAAACUAGUGAUGGUAACGGCACAGUCUGCGAAUGCAACCACCUGACUGCGUUCUCUGUCCUCAUGUCCAAGAGCAAUGUAUCUGAUCCAAUCCUAGAUAUGAUUACCAAUGUGGGCUUGGGUGUGUCCAUCUGCUCCUUGCUGAUCUUCCUCAUCGUUGAGUCUCUAGUGUGGUCGGCUGUGGUCAAGACCAACCUUUCCCAUUUCCGUCACACAGCCACAGUGAACAUUGCCAUGUUCCUCUUGCUCGGUGACUGCAGUUUCUUGGCUUCCGCCUCUCCUCAGAGUCUCAGCGAAACCUGGUGCCUAGUUUUGACAAUAUGCAAGCACCUGUUUUUCUUGGCCAUGUUCAGCUGGAUGCUGUGCAUGAGCGUCAUGCUCGUCCACCAGCUCAUCUUCGUCUUCAGCCCGCUGAGGAAAAGAGUCUUCAUGUUCCUCUCCAGCAUCGUGGGCUAUGUUUGCCCAAUGUUAAUAGUGGGAUCCAGCUAUGUGUAUUGCAAAUACACCAACACGUCCUACUAUGAUAAGGAUAAAUGCUGGCUAGUUUAUGGGGGACUUUUGCAGGGUUCCACGUAUGCUUUCUUCCUACCUAUUGGAACUGUUAUUUUGACAAAUCUCUUUUCCAUGGUGGUCGUCAUUCUUACGCUCUUAAAGUCCUCGGCCCCUGAGGGCAGCAAGGCAGAUGACAAGGAGACAGUCAAAAGCAUCCUUAAAGUGGUGGUCUUUCUAACGCCUGUCUUUGGAGUAACAUGGGUUUUUGGCUUCGGUCUCCUCCUACUGGUUGAGGAGACUACCCUGUUUAUUAUUGCUAACUACAGUUUUACCAUCCUCAAUUCCUUCCAGGGCCUUUUCCUUUUGAUAACAGGGGUUUUUGCAGAGCAGAAGGUUCGCGAGGAAAUAUUUAAGAUCAUAACGGGAAAAUCAAAAGGAAAAACUGAGAGCACUAAGAAUUUGAAUUCAACCACAUACACAAAAGACAAAUGAAGACCAAGAUUAUGGAGACGGAAACAGCAACUCAGAUGUACUGUAUGCAGCGUCACUUGUAGCCUACAACUCUUAAGAGUCAAUAUAUUUACUAGACCAGGGGUAGGCAACCAUAGGCCCGCGUGCCCCCAUUGGCACGUAGUGGCUCAACCAAUGGCACCCUAGCAAUAAGUGCAAGAGAGUUUUUUGGAAAUGUUCCAAUCCCCAGGCCAAAUGAGCUCUUUCACAGCCAUUUGCAGGAGCACAGCCUGUUAUUUAAGGUAGUUUUUCCCAUCCGCAUUCGGUGACGACCCGCCCUGCUCUGCCUCUGAUUGGCCAGUACUUUUUGCCUUCUUCACAGAAUUCUGUGCAAUGGGGAAAAAAAAUAACACGGUGGCAGGCUUAAUGCAGAUAUGGCAAACUGAUUAACUAGAACAUUUUAAAAUCGCAAUUCCUAUUAAAAAGGUUGCUGAACCCUGUACUAGACAGUAACAAACGUAUAGAUGAAUAUCAUAAAACUAGGUUAAUUGUCAUAUAAAGUAAAUAGAACACUGAUGUUUUGAUAAUUUUUCUUGAUUUGGUAGAACUGACUGAUUAUUAAUAGUAGUAGGACUAGCACUGAUGGUCAUCAUCCUCAGCUGAGGCUGACAAAGAUUUCACAUUAAGUCAAAUCCUGCUGUAGGAAGUUGUAUGUAAAUCUAGCUAUGUUUUUUUUCUUAAUGAUAAGAUUAUUUAUGAUUUGCAUUAUAAGUGCCAUAGAAGUGACACACAAUACUGAACUGUUAUUUUAUAGCUUUAAGGAGAGGCUUUGGAUCCAUAGUGACUCAAAGUACUUAAAAGGUACUUUGGGUAUUUUUCAACCUGGAUCCUAUUUUCCCAUGUAUUGAUGUGUAAGUAACUAAUGUGAACAAAAAUCUUUGAAAUUGGCCCAGUAUUGAGCGAGAAAGCUGUAACCGGCAGCAGCAAACCGGGCUGCUAAUACGCAUUCUCAAUUUCGACCACUAAAAGUGCUGUUUUUGCCACCGACAAACUCAGAUUAUAAUUCUAAGUAUGUGAAAACAUAAUGGAAAGGAUCCCUACAGAGAUAGACAUUUUUGUUAAGGAGUAAAAUCCUUUUUGUUUAACCAGAAACAGCUCUGAAAUUGCAAACUUCAAAGAUUGUUGUCUCAUCAGUCACUCAGACACAGAAACAGGGAAAAAAGGGUCCAGGUUGAAAAAAGACAAAGGGACCCUUUCACUAUUUGUUGUGAAUUAUGUAAACCUAUAUUGAGUUGACUGUAUAAUAGAACAUAGAUUUUGGCUUGGUUUGAUAAUGUUGAUUGAAAGGAAAGUCUGUAAAUCUACACAAUUCCAAGUAAACUAUAACCUCUACUUUGUGUGUCUAACCAGCGUAUGUAUCUAAAAAGAUGUAUUGAAAUAAAUGAAUAUAAUGUC
Perca fluviatilis (European perch) is the source of this 4595-nucleotide messenger RNA. RefSeq names its product adhesion G protein-coupled receptor F3b (gene adgrf3b). The transcript has 18 exons. Bases 108 to 3182 code for a protein of 1024 amino acids. Gene Ontology annotation, molecular function: G protein-coupled receptor activity. The record is from RefSeq and is a predicted model, not a curated record. NCBI's taxonomy places the organism in Eukaryota, Metazoa, Chordata, Actinopteri, Perciformes, Percidae. Gene Ontology annotation, cellular component: membrane. Gene Ontology annotation, biological process: G protein-coupled receptor signaling pathway; cell surface receptor signaling pathway.